AGCAAACACGCUUCUGAAGCUGCAGAGGAAGAGGAGUGAGAUCGAUGUGAGUGAGUGUUUGCAGAAAGCUGUCAGCUGUCAGCACCUGGAGACUCCUCUUCUGCUUCUAUUUCUACUUCUACUUGUUUUCAGCAGCUGCGUGUCUUCCCGAGCACUCACGUUGUUCCUUAUUUUGCGGGACACUUGUAAAAAAAAAACUGCGGGUGUCUCCUGGGCAUGGAGAGGCAACUGCUCUGAUUGAUACUCGGAUUUUUUCCACUUCACGAUCUUCUCUCUGAAUUAUGGAGAGUUGACGGCUCGAGAGGAACCUGACUAACAGCAGUGUGACGGGAUAAAGAGGAUAAAGCUCUCUCUAUAGAGUCAGGGCUUUUUAUUAUUGACUUCAUACUCAUCGUACCUACUGCAGGUGUUCUGUUGUUAAAGAGAACGAAAACCUGUUACCAAAAGUUUCCUCAAUACUCCUUCCCUCUUUAAAGUCAGCUGACGGGGAGAGGUGUCAUGGCUGCGUACGGACAGACUCAGUACAGUCCCGCCCUCCAGCCUGCGGGACCGUACACACCUUACACUCACCACACACAAGGCUACAGCAUGCCCUCUUACAACAUUAAAACAGAAGAAGGCCUGAGUCACUCUCCAGGUCAGACAGGAAUUCUGGGAUACUCAAACUUCAGCAGCACUCCUCCUGGUCAGGGUCUCUACAGCUACUCACACACACACGGUGGUGGGAUUUCAUCUGGAAUUUUCCAAGGCACCCAUGCAAUCUCGAGUUCAACCCCAUUCAACUCUACCCAACAAGAGUUUUCAGCGUACUCGAGCUACAGUCAGAGUCAGUACUCUCCGUAUUAUAACUCUCAUCACUACAACAGCCCCUACAUAACAAGCAGCAACAUCAGCCCUGCUGCCAUCACAGCUCCAAUAGCCUAUCAGCAUCCAGAACACCCCGUCAUGCUGCCCAAUCACAGCCCAGAGUCGCACACAGGCGAGUACCACCCGCCGCCAAGCCCCCCUACACCAGGUAAAGAGGAGGGGGUCCCAGCACGAAGGGGGUCGGAUGGGAAGUUGAGAGGGAGGAAAAGAGUCAGUGACCCUGCACCACCUCUGGACUCUGACAUCGAGCGUGUGUUUAUCUGGGACCUGGAUGAAACCAUCAUAAUUUUCCAUUCGCUCCUCACGGGAACCUUCUCCUCACGUUUCGGAAAGGACUCCUCAAAGGCGGUGUCUCUCGGUUUGUGGAUGGAGGAAAUGAUCUUCAACCUGGCCGACUCGAGACUGUUCUUCAACGACCUGGAGGAAUGCGACCAGGUUCAUAUUGAUGACGUGGCAUCGGAUGACAAUGGACAGGACCUGAGCACUUACAACUUUGGGUCGGACGGCUUCCAGAGCCCAGCGGGGGCUGGCUCUCUGUGCCUGGGGUCGGGGGUUCACGGAGGAGUGGACUGGAUGAGGAAGCUGGCUUUCCGAUACCGCAGAGUCAAGGAGAUGUACAACACAUACAAGAAUAAUGUUGGAGGUUUGAUGGGCAGCCCUAAGCGAGAGGAGUGGUUACAGCUGAGGAGAGAGAUGGAGGUGUUGACGGACCUGUGGCUGACUCAAGCUCUCAAAGCUCUGGCUCUCAUCAACUCCAGGCCUAACUGUGUGAAUGUGUUGGUGACCACCACCCAGCUCAUCCCAGCACUCUCCAAGGUGUUACUGUACGGUCUGGGCUCUGCUUUCCCCAUAGAGAACAUAUACAGUGCCACAAAGACAGGCAAAGAGAGCUGUUUUGAGCGUGUCUCUCAGAGGUUUGGUCGGAGAGCAGUGUAUGUGGUGAUAGGAGAUGGAGCAGAAGAAGAGUCCGUGGCCAAGAAGAAGAACAUGCCGUUCUGGAGGGUUUCCUGUCGGGCCGAUCUGGAGGCUCUGAGCCAUGCACUGGAGCUGGACUACCUCUAGAGGGCGCAGCUGUCACGCUCUGCUCCUCCACCAAAACCAUGAGAAGCUCCUGAACUCCUGAGAGCAGCUUCUAGACGAAACUGCCCCCUGAGAGACUGAUUCAGAUUCAGUGUUGCUUUUUCAAGGUGUUUUUUGAACACGCAGGUGGACAAACUCACACUAAAGCCAAAGGAACUGGGAGGAUUUGGAGCUACAGUUUAUCUGAGACAUCAACAUGAGGCCAAAAGCGCUGGACCGAAAGAAAGACCAAAGACAAUUAAGGGACCAAAGCUUCAUAACUAACCCUAGGGAACUAUGGGUAAUACUGCAAAUACGUUUUUAAUAACACAUUUUUUCUUUGUUUAAAUUUGCUUCAUCUCAACUUUAUGAAAGGUGUCCCACUUUUGUACACUAUGAAAGUGAUGCACUGAAUGCAAAACUGUAUGUCCUGUUUAUUGAACACGAUGAGUGUCAGAUUGUUGUUGGAUUUGUUGUGCCUUUUUUAAAAUUUGUUGUGAGACUUAACCUGUUUUCCACUGACCAAUACCAUUACAGAUGAAAUUAGAAGCAAGACUUAAAGGUAUAAUGUAACAUGGGAUAGAUUUUUCCUUAACGAUUUGUUUUUAUUUUAGAUAAAAGUCAAAUAAUAUUCUCUUCAUAGUUAGAGGCUAUUGAAAUGGUUAGAUUAUAUUCGACCAUUAAUAUGUGAGCUAUUUAUUAUUUGUUCAAUACACAACACAAUGAGGUAUAAACAGUUUGGGAGCUUAGCAUAAAAACAUCCCCUUCAAAGACCAAAAAUGUACUAAUGUAAAAAUGUAUUGUCCUGCAGACGCUGUAUUAUAGGCCGGUGCUUGAAUCCUUGCUUUUGAUUCUGGGUUGUAUAUGUUGUCAUGUUUUGAAUCUCCUUUUCUGUCUUUGUUUCCUAAUAACCUGUUUGUAAUAUAGAUGAACUGGUAUGGUUGUGCAUGUGCCGAUUACACUGCCUGUCAGUUUAGCCAUGAUUUGUAUAUAAUGCUUUAUUGUCGAUUUUGUUUUGACAGACAGUUAAAAUAGAUUAAUAAAAAUAAGUUAAUUGCA
This is a messenger RNA of Eleginops maclovinus (Patagonian blennie), 2985 nucleotides long. It is a transcript of the gene eya2, whose product is annotated as EYA transcriptional coactivator and phosphatase 2. The transcript is spliced from 16 exons. Gene Ontology annotation, molecular function: protein tyrosine phosphatase activity. Lineage: Eukaryota; Metazoa; Chordata; Actinopteri; Perciformes; Eleginopidae. Gene Ontology annotation, cellular component: nucleus. The coding region runs from base 499 to 1929 and encodes 476 amino acids. Gene Ontology annotation, biological process: positive regulation of DNA repair; cell differentiation; multicellular organism development. The record is from RefSeq and is a predicted model, not a curated record.